Messenger RNA from Rhineura floridana, 2847 nucleotides. It is a transcript of the gene IL1R2, whose product is annotated as interleukin 1 receptor type 2. Gene Ontology annotation, molecular function: interleukin-1, type II, blocking receptor activity; interleukin-1 binding. Bases 245 to 1471 code for a protein of 408 amino acids. Lineage: Eukaryota; Metazoa; Chordata; Lepidosauria; Squamata; Rhineuridae. The transcript is spliced from 9 exons. The record is from RefSeq and is a predicted model, not a curated record.
UCAUUUCCCCUUGUUUUAGGCAAUACACUCGCACAUAGCUAAGUAUUGAUUAUUUUUGUUCCCCAUAGCCAAGCAACGCAGAAAAGGUGUAUUUUGAACCUCUCUUGUUCUUACAAAUCCUGAUUAGGCAACUUGGAAAAGUUUUCUGUGCGUUUUCUGAGAUGGAUAUAAAAUCAUCUACUGAGACCUUUCCGUUUUAAGGUGAUGUACUUUACAGAUCUUUGAAAAGUUCAAAAACAAAAGGAUGGAGAGAUCCAGGUUUCAAUGUGUCAUCCGUCUUCCACUCUCCUGUUUCCUGUGGAAUAUGGUGCCCAGGCUCUUGUGUAUUUUCAGUGCCAAUACACUGGAUACGUCUGCCUUCAGAAUUCAACGUGUGGAACGUGCAGAUAAUUGCCAUGAUCACACCAUGCAUUUCAGGCCUACUUUCGUACUGGCAGGAGAACCAACGGUCCUCAAAUGUCCUCCUUUGAUAUACAAACAUAUGGAUGUUUUUGACUGGCCCUUUAAUGUCACCUGGAACAAAAAUGGUUCAACAACAAUUAUCCCUGCUGGAUACAGAGAAACAAGAAUUCUGUCGGAAGAUGGUGCUCUCUGGUUUUUACCAGCUUCUGUUGAGGACUCUGGAGUGUAUAUCUGUACUCAAAGGAAUUCCUCUUACUGUGCUGAUGUGUCUGUUUACCUAACAGUUUUUGAGAAAAGUGCUGCCCAAGAUAUGUCCUAUAUCCAGAAGGCCUUCACAUUUAGUUCUGGAAAGGUUGUUUGUCCUGUCUUGGAAGAUUUCAUUGAAAAGAAUACAAAUUAUGAACUCAGAUGGUACAAGGAUUCAGCACCUUUGGAUAUUGAUAAUAAAAAGUUUGUCGUUCUGAAGGGCAUAAAUUAUCUCAUCAUAAAUUCUGUGUCACUGAAUGAUUCAGGCUACUAUACUUGUCAAAUGGCCUUUGAGCAUGGAACAGCACAAUAUAACAUCACCAGGACCAUUCACCUAGAAACACUUGGCCAAAAGAAGAAAAGCAGUCCCGUGAUUGUCUAUCCAAACCAAAAGAUUACAUUAGCAGCUCUCGGUUCUCGUCUGACGAUUAUAUGUAAAGUCUUUGUUGGAGAAAGCAGCCAUUUUUAUACUGAUGUCUGGUGGCUAGCCAACAAGAGUUACCUUGGGAUAACUUAUCAAAAUGGCAGAGUUACAGAAGGAGAACGUCAGGAACUUGUAGAAAAUGAUGAAAAUUACAUUGAGGUGGCACUGAUUUUUGACCCUGUGGAAGAAGCUGAUUUCAAUACAGAUUUCACAUGUGUUGCCCACAACAGUAUCGGGCACGAAGUGCGUGCAGCGCAAGUCAAGCAGGAAGAGCAUGAUUUGUCUUGGUACUUGGCGCUAAUUCCUAUGGCUGUAGCUGUACUCAUUGUGGGAGGACUGUGUAUGCAUAAAUGCUGGAAGCAAAGAUCUGCAAGAGGAUAUAUUGCAACCAAAUCCUAAAGAACAAAACAUUUUUAGCAUAAAAAAUAAUCACUAAUCUGUUUAAGCAUAUUAAGAAACCUAGAAAUGACCCAAGACAUUUUGUUGCCUGAGGCAAAAAAUCCAGAUGUAAUUUCCUGUGAUGGCAAAAAAUAUAAUAAAUCAAUGACAUCUUGUUGCCGCUUGUUAAACUAUUAGAGCGGUAUUCAACUAAAUCUUUCCAAUAGCAGAAUGAUUUCCACUUGCGCAGUGGGACUUCCUCCUUCUGUGUGUGCCCCAUGUCAUCCCCAAAUCGGAUCUGGAGAGUUGGAGGAACCCUCAGAACAGAUUUAGGGAGGUGCAGGGGGAGGAGAGAGGGAGAACGACCUGUUGCACAGGAGAAACCCUCACACUGAUGGAAGCUUUGUCUUAGUGCUGUGUUGAAUACAAUCUUUAAUGUGGAAUGAAUAAAAAGGCAGUGUGAUCCAAAGAGUUGCUUGUGCUAGCCCUAUUAGAAUUGGUUUUUUCUUUGAACAGCUGAUUCUAUCCCAUAUCACAAACUGCUUUAAUCUCCUUCAGUUCCAAAAGCUGUUAACCAUGCAGCAUUGGAAACUCUUGUCUAAACAAGUCUAAAAUCCUACUGAAUUCAUAAAAUAAGUUUCUCAGAUAUUUGGAUGCCUUUAAAAAGUGUUUAAUAUGUUCUACUAGAUUGAAAUGUAUGGAUUAAAUAAAUAAGGGAUAUGAAGCGUCCGGAUCCCAGAGAUUGUUUGCAACACAUGUAUUUUUAAUCUUUGUAAGUUCUGAGAAUAGUAGCUGCACCCUAUGGACAAAGAUAAAAUCUGUGUUGCAAUGCUUGCUUUUGCUUAAAGGAAGGAAGAAGCCAGUCUUUUUUCAGUGCCAAGUACUGAUGUCAUAGUAACCACAAAUUGGCUGCUUUUCCACAAACCCCUCCAUAUUUGUGCAGUGAUCUUUGUCUGAAUUGCUUCAUUUUCAAAUGACUCUGCAUUAGUGGAGGAGAAGGCAUAAGUAACUAUAAUUCAGUUCAAAGGUAACUCUGUUUUGUUUUUGCUUUUGCUCAAAGACUGAUAGCUAGAGAAUGAAAGACAACUGUCAUGGUAUAUGAUUUGUCCUUGGGUGGGGAAAAGGAAGGGAAAAAUAAUAUUGUAAUUACAGAUCAAAGUUUAUGCUCCAGAAAGUAUUUGGCUUAUUAUUACCUUCCUUCCAGACAAUGACGUUUAUCACCAAUAUAACAAUACUUUUUGUUGGAAUCUCCACAUCUUCGUGAAUCUUGUCUGUGUCAAGUCAACCACAAUGUCUUUGAACAGUAAAUUCUGGAUGUAACUGUGUUUUUAGAUUCUGUAGCCUUUUCCUUGGCAAAAGAUAAAACAUAAAUUAAGAGUUUUGUUUUAUCUUACACA